Molecule: messenger RNA, 759 nt
Organism: Daldinia caldariorum
Lineage: Eukaryota; Fungi; Ascomycota; Sordariomycetes; Xylariales; Hypoxylaceae
Product: trimeric LpxA-like protein
Exons: 3
Coding region: 1-759 (252 amino acids)
Molecular function (GO): acetyltransferase activity
Source: RefSeq, a predicted model, not a curated record
AUGGUGCCAAAGGUCGACGAAGGCGAGAACCUCGCUCGCAUGGAGCGCGGGGAGCUUUAUUACGCUUUCACUCCGCAACUAAUAGCUGGACGCCAACGAUGCUCGCGUAUCCUAAACCGACUUAACAACGCCGGUGAUUUAACCCGCCGCGAGAUUGCCGAGUACUGGAAAGAACUGACCAAGGAUGACCGCCCUCUUCCGCCUCCCGCGGCCACAGAUGAAGAAGAGGAUGCAGUCCUUCACGAGUAUCCCUGGGUAGAACGGCCCAUCAGGAUGGACUAUGGGUACAAUGUUCAGGUCGGAAGCAAUGUAUUCAUAAAUUUCAACUGUACUAUCAUCGAUACCUGUAAGGUAUUCAUCGGCUCGCGCACUCUCAUCGGGCCGAACGUAUCCUUUUUUAGCGGGACGCACCCCUUAGAUCCAGACCUGCGCAACGGUACCAACGGGCCGGAACUCGGGAAGCCAAUUACCAUCGGCAGCGACUGCUGGAUAGCCGGGAAUGUAAUAAUACUCCCCGGUGUGACGGUCGGUGAUGGAUGUACAAUUGGAGCGGGGAGUGUAGUAACCAAGCACCGGUUUUCCCUGCCCUUCCACGGCCCAGUUCAUUCUCUCGGCGAUGCUCAUGAACACCAAAAAAUAUUCCAGAAGGAUGAGAGCGUGCGGGUCGAGGGAUUCUACAUCUUUGAUAAUCAUUUCGUCGAGCGUGCACGACCACCAAAUUGCCAUCCUAGGCUCAACAGACGACCUAGCAUAUUCUAG